UGGAGCCAGGUAUUGAGUGGUUUUCGGUAGCGACGGAAAGCAGCGAAGGAGCCGGUAAGAAAAAUCUACCGGCAGACGCUUUUUUUGUUGGUCGAAAAUUGCAGACGUGAGCGCCCGCGAUGUCCAACGUGGAGAUCUACGACUCGUCCAAUUCCCAGUUAAGCAGCGACGAAUAUAGUCACGGGGAGGAGGAGUACGACGCCCUGAUGGACGAGGCAGUCAGUAAGGAGCGCCCCCAAAAGACCAAAUCAAAGGAAUCCAAAACCGUGAAGCCGGGAAACGGAUCUGCAGAUCCCGCAAUGUCGUCAGACAAGGAAGAUAAACCGAAAACCAAGAUCAAGCCGCCUUCCACGCGAUCGGAAACUCAUCGCCGGAUUCGGCAACUGCGUUCAAAACGGAUCGAGUCGCCCUGUCUUUACUUUAAACGUCGCAGCAUAAAGUGGCUGCGAAUUAAUAAAGCUGGUUACGAUACCUAUCUUGAGGGUCUGGCGGACGUGCUGCCAAAUCGAGAUAAAGCCGCACUCGUGGCCCGCUUUAAAGCCCUUUGGCAAACCAUCUACGCGCCCAGGAGCCCAAGUCGUAGUCUUAGCCGCAGUCGUAGUCGCAGCCCAAGCCGAAGUCGCAGUCGUAGUCGCAGCCCUAGUCGCAGCUAUUCCGUAAGCCGCAGUGCCAGCCAUUCACCGGAACUCAUUUGUCUGGACGAUACGGAGAACGAGGAAUCUCCGGAGAAACCCGAGAUGGAGCGGCCUGAAAAACUUACGCCCUUAAAGGAGAAUAAACCAAGGGCUGUAAUUGCACUGCAACUCGAUUACGAGCUGCCCGAAAAUCUAAAAGCCACAUUGCCGGUGAACACAGAGAACGGAGCUUCUAACCUCGACGAGUUCUUGGUGAAGAACAACGAUCCCCAGCAGGCGUGCUUUGGGUUCGACACACUCUCCGCUUGCAUGGAGCUGGAGCAGGCGCUAAGCGAUCGUACGCUGGUUCAGCAGGAGGAGCCGCAGGUGGCCGAGUCCCUGGUGAUGGAUGCCAGUCUUAAGAGACGCCGCUCGGUCACACCGCCAACAGAAACCAACGAAAAGCGUUCUGAUCCCGAUCCCGAGCCAGUAGAGAAUCUAGAUGAGGACGAUGAUACCAUUGAGUUUAUGCCCGUGCAAGAACAAAAGAAAUUAGCUGCUCAGCCGCCGCCAUUAAAUCUCCAAAUGCCUAGCACUCCAGUUGCUAAUCUGGUGCAGAGCCAGCCUGGUUUUAGGCUCAGCACACCGUAUUCCCUGUCUACUGCGGCUGGCGAGAAGACCGACAAUUUGGCGAGCAUCUCCUACAGUUUGAAUACUCCCACACCGCCCGUCACUCCCAUGGAGAUAUCCUAUCCCAACGAGCAGCUGCCAAAUAACACAAAAGUCGCCAUGCAGAACUUUCCGGCUCAACAGGCGGCUUCACCCCAAGUGGCUGCGGCAUAUGCGUCUCCAUUUCCGGGCGCGUCUCCCGCACAGAGAGCAACUCCCGUUAUGGCGGCUUCACCAAGCACAGUUCCCCUCCAGCGGGCUCCUCCACAGCAGAUGCCGCCACCAAGAUCUGCGUCACCACAGCAGCUAGCUGCACCACAUCAAAUGGCUGUGCCUGCUAGAACUACACAGCAUGUUGCACCACCACAUCAGAUGGCUCCGCCAAGAUCAACUUCUGCACAGAUAUUAGCACCACCACAUCAGAUGCUGCCACCAAGAUCAACGUCCUUGCAGGGAUUAGCUUCACCGCACCAGAUGCCGCCACCCAGGCCAUCAAUUCCACAAGAGCUUGCUGUGGGAAAUCAGCUCGCUUCAUCCAGAUCAUCUACUCUACAGGAACUAAACCUAGCAAAUCAAAUGGCUCCACCCAGAUCCACUCCUACACAGGAACCAGUCCAAGCUAAUCAGAUAGCUCCGCCAAGAUCAAUUUCUCCACAGCAGAUGGCUUUCAAAAGAGAAGCUUCGCCACAGCAGCUGCCACCAGCAAGAAUCACUCCACCACAAUUGCCGCCUCAAGUGCAUCCCCACAUGCCACCAGCUAUGCCAGCCAGCUUUGUGGUGCCCCAGCAGCCGCAACCACGUCGCUCGGAAACGGUGUCCACCCAGACGCAAGUGUCCCAGCCCCAGUCGCAAUCACCGCCGCCGCCCACUUCGUCGACAUCCCGCCAAAAGCCAACCAUUGAUCUCAACAACAGUGACGCCAACUUCCACUAUCGUAUUAAGGGAAUCUACGAGGAUUUCGACCCCAUCUUGACGGAUAAAGUGAAUUCGGUGCAUCCAGAAACGAGUGCGUUCCGCGAGGAGCGCGAGCGCUUGGACGCUGAUCUGAAGACCCUCGACAAUCUGAUUGCCCAGAAGGAGGACGAGUUCAAUCGACUGCUGCACCUGCGGUGCGUGAAAGUGGAGCUGCGUGCCAGGAUGGAGCGCAAGGAGCGCAUGUCGUUCAUUAAGAACCUGCUGCCGGAUCUGCUAAGCAAGAGCUGCAGCAACACCGAGCUGGUUGAGAUGCAAAAGUUGUUGGAGGAGGAACAGGAGGCUCCCAUUGCCUCCAAAUAUGGACUCUCUGCGGUGGAGAAAGUACUGAAUCACGCCGAGCUUAACCAGAACAACAUCCGUUUGCUGCGCGGAGUCAUGGGUUUGAAGGAACAAGCUCCUCCUGUAGAUCUUCGCCACUUCGAGGAGGAGAAACUUAUGUUUAGAAGGAACUCCUUGCCUGCCCGUCAUCUUCCAAUGCGCAAUGCGCGGGACAUGGAUGAUGAGCUUCAGCCAGACUUCGACUCGGAGAUGCCUCCGCUAGCCAAGCGGCCCAAAUUUAACCACCCGCAUGACAGAUACUACCAGGAGAUGACUAACUCCACGCCAAACUUGACCGCCCUUUACUCCCUUCCCUUGAAAAAGUUGUUGGCCUCCGAAAAGCCAACCAGCUACAGCAACGUCUCUCUGGACAAUCACUUCGAGAACGAAUCGCAUCUCAGGCCGCUGUUCAACAGCAGUCCCAUGGUCUCCAGGAGUCAGUUAGCCAGCAAAAAACAUCGCGAAACACAUUCCAGCUACCGCAAUGAAGAAGAUGUGGUCGAGCGUAAGCCCAAGAAAGACAAGACCAAGUCGCGUUCCCAAAAGAGCAAUAAUUCCCAGCGAGAUGGAGGCACCACAAUCAACGGCAAGGAGGACAGACGGUGCCAUCAAUGCAAGCGACGUGAAGCCACCUACUUGUGCUCCAGUUGCCAAACUCAAUGGUACUGCAGUCGUGAAUGCCAGCUGCUUGCCUGGGACACACAUUAUCAAACUUGCGGCAUCUAGGUUGAUCGCCCUUAGGAUAUCAGCAUUACUAUGUCUAAACUAUAACUAUACCUAUAGAUUACCGUAUUGCAUAUGCCCAAAAUCCAUUUACUACUCAACGUGUAAGUUAUUUAUGGAUACAGGACAUCGACGGACAAUUAAAAGUGGAUACAGGACAUCGACGGACAAUUUCAAAUUGCGUUUCAUUCAAUUAAUUUUUUGUACUUGUACUCAAUCACCGCUCAUCCUAUAAAUAAAUCAAAUACUACAAGAUUACUCUUAACAACUAAUUAAAAAAUUGAAAGGAAUUAAAGUUUAUUU
Messenger RNA from Drosophila ficusphila, 3602 nucleotides. It is a transcript of the gene RAF2, whose product is annotated as ataxin-2. Lineage: Eukaryota; Metazoa; Arthropoda; Insecta; Diptera; Drosophilidae. The transcript has 7 exons. Bases 120 to 3302 code for a protein of 1060 amino acids. The record is from RefSeq and is a predicted model, not a curated record.